AUGGCAGAUCAUCUAACCUACGACAUUAUUGUCAUUAUUCUCUCAAAUUUACCAGUGAAAUCCCUCUUACGAUUCAAGUGUGUUUCUAAGUCGUGGUGCUGUUGGAUUUCAAAUCCAAAUUUCCAGCGUCGGAAGCAGGGACAAGAAGGGGCCAUCACGAUGUUGUAUAAAAGUUCAACGUCGAGAAAGAGCUCUAGACGGCCCUCCUUCAGCUUCAUGAACAAACAACUCACUUCAGAAAAUCUCAGUUGUCCUUUAAGGAAAAGGCGUGGCAUUAAAUAUUGUACACUUUUGGGUUCUUGUCACGGUCUUAUACUUUUUAAUGUAAACAAGCAUAUUUACUUGUGGAAUCCUGCCACUCGAUUUUGCACCAAAGUUCUUGAGCUUUACCACUACAGAUGGGAUAAUCUUGUUACGCGUGGAGGACUUUGUUUUGACUCCUCCAAGAAUGAUUACAAGGCUGUGAUGUUUAUAUACGAUGGGGGUCCCUCAGAGUGGGAUCAGUUUGUUGCAAUUGCUAGUCUUAAAGGCAAAAAAUGGAGGCAACUCAAAUUCGCUUAUGAUAUCAUUUCAGUCCGUGAUGGGAUUACAUUGCAUGGACGUCUUCACUACAGGGUAAGGGACAAAAAAUCCGUUCCACAUGAAAGUACUGGGGACCGUUUUCAUCAUGACAAAGUAAUAUAUUUUGAUCCCAUCUCUGAAAAGUUCCAUAUGUUGCCCAUCCCUGAGCCUGAUCAAGAAGAGAAAGAGAAUAUUGUCGCUGGUUUAGGAGUUUUAAAUGAAUGUCUUUGCAUGACUCGUUUGAAACAUGAUGGGGGUCUUGAGAUAUUGGUCAUGAAGGAAUAUGGAAUUAAGGAACCAUGGAAAUCCUUAUUUUUCAUAAAGAAAUUAGAAAUAUAUCAUUAUGGGUUUGGGUUUGUAGCGCCUUUUUCCGUGACAGAGAAUGGAAAAUUUGCUUUGAUAAUAGAUCAAAUUGAACGUAGAGUUGCUAUAUACAAUCCGAAGAAUGAUAAUAUGUGA
Molecule: messenger RNA, 1020 nt
Organism: Lycium ferocissimum
Lineage: Eukaryota; Viridiplantae; Streptophyta; Magnoliopsida; Solanales; Solanaceae
Product: F-box protein At3g07870-like
Exons: 1
Coding region: 1-1020 (339 amino acids)
Molecular function (GO): protein binding
Source: RefSeq, a predicted model, not a curated record